AUGGCGCUCAUAAUACGAUCGUUUGCUGCAAUAUGGAGAACUUCGAUCCUCUCGGUACCUCUCAGUACACACACUGGCGAUUCGAUUGUUGUUGCACCAUCUCAAACUCUUCCGGACGACGAAUACCACAUGCUUCGCAGCGCUACUAUCAAGGUCAUCAGGGAUCUCGGUGUUGUCGGCGAGUGUAACAUUCAGUAUGCACUUAACCCCAAUUCCAAGGAAUACUGUGUCAUGGAGGUUAAUGCUCGCGCACCUGUUCCAGCGAAUGCGUACAAAUAUGAUGUCGGCAUACUUGCGCAACAGAGUGUCUAUGUUCCCGGGGCUAUGAUCGACAAGUGUGGAGGCGCUGGUGGGAAACUUGCAAAGGGCGGAAAGCGCACCACCGUGCUCCGUAAGGGUGGUGGAAAGGUCUGGGAAGAUCAGACUCUUCUAGAAUGGAAUCCAUGUAAGGGUGCCACUUCGUCAACACACAAGUUGUUGCCAGUAUGGCCACAGGAGUUAGGGCUGGCCACCGUGGGCCGUAUUACGGGCAUGUAG
Suillus subalutaceus is the source of this 537-nucleotide messenger RNA. Its product is annotated as carbamoyl-phosphate synthase L chain, ATP binding domain-containing protein. NCBI's taxonomy places the organism in Eukaryota, Fungi, Basidiomycota, Agaricomycetes, Boletales, Suillaceae. Bases 1 to 537 code for a protein of 178 amino acids. Gene Ontology annotation, molecular function: ATP binding. The record is from RefSeq and is a predicted model, not a curated record. The transcript is spliced from 3 exons. Gene Ontology annotation, cellular component: cytoplasm. Gene Ontology annotation, biological process: L-glutamine metabolic process.